Molecule: messenger RNA, 2553 nt
Organism: Coniosporium apollinis CBS 100218
Lineage: Eukaryota; Fungi; Ascomycota; Dothideomycetes
Exons: 4
Coding region: 1-2553 (850 amino acids)
Biological process (GO): transmembrane transport
Cellular component (GO): membrane
Molecular function (GO): sulfate transmembrane transporter activity
Source: RefSeq, a predicted model, not a curated record
AUGAACCUGCCAGGCACCGCGCCAUCCUCACAGCAGGCACCGGUGCCUCCCCGAAGCCCGUCUUUUCCUGCUACGAGACAGCACGAGUAUGCGCCGAUAAACCCUAGCCAGCUCCGCGAGGCUCACAGCUUCUCUUCUCCGCCGGAAGAUGUCAUGUCUAGACCUCACGUCAGGCCAGACUCAGAAGAUGGACCUCUUCCGGAGCACCAUCUGCAUGCGAUAGAUGAAGGCGCCGCCGCGGCAUCCUCGAGACUAUCCACCUCCUCCAAGCGGUCGGAUAAGGGCAAAGGGCGGGAGCGAGCGUCAAGCGACACCGAUACGGUGCCAAACGCCCGUACACGUCUUCUGAAUCAUGCGAACUGGGACCGCGAGUCUGGUUGUGGGAAGGAUGAUUGCGCUCAUGGAACUUUCUCGCCUAGACCGAACACUUUGAGGAGUUAUGGGAGCACCCAGUCAAGCUUCUCCUUGAGCGGCUUUGGUGGAAGAUACUCUGGGGCCCUGGGUGGUGGACCGAACAAUAGUAUGGACCCCACACACGCCGACGUUGGGGACAGCUUCGCUGAUAGCGACUUAGGUGGCGAUAGAGGCAAGCAGAUGAGCACAACGGAGUGGCUAGCGAAGCAGCACGGUAUCAAGAACCGAAGAUUAAUGUACCUGGCAUACUACAUUCCAAUCUUCAACUGGUUGCCACAGUAUAAAUGGGAAUACCUUCGUGGCGACCUCAUCGCGGCCUUAACCAUGGCAUCCUUCUAUCUGCCCAUGUCCCUGUCGUAUGCCUCGAACCUCGGCCACCUGCCCCCUAUCAACGGUCUCUAUAGCUUCGUCUUCAACCCCUUCAUGUAUGCGAUCCUCGGUAGUUGUCCCCAGAUGGUGGUCGGGCCAGAAGCAGCCGGUUCGCUGCUAACGGGCGAGGUCGUGCGCGAGAACAUCCGCAAAGGCACAAUCGCAGACACAGACGGUGUCGCGAAUGCAGAGAUCGCGGGUGCCGUCACGUGCAUGGCUGGCCUCGUCAUCUUUAUCGGUGGUGCGCUACGCCUCGGGUUCUUGGACAACGUUCUGAGCCGGCCGUUUCUCAGAGGCUUCAUCAGCGCCAUCGGCAUUGUCAUUUUCGUUGACCAGUUGAUCCCGGAGACGGGCCUCGCGAAGAUUGUUCCGCAAGACGUCUCUCAUGGAAGUUGCCUUGACAAGAUCAUCUUCUUAUGUCGAAACAUUGGGCACGCGCAUGGCCUCACCACCGCUGUAUCCUUGGGCUCGUUCGCCAUUAUCAUGGUUUGCAGGGAAGUCAAGAAACGCCUUCAGCCUCGCUUUCCAACCGUAGCGUAUAUUCCGGACCGCUUCCUCGUCGUCGUUCUUUCCGCUGUCUUCACAUGGCAUUUUGAAUGGGAGAAGCACGAUCUCGAGAUCUUGGGCAAUGUACAGACCGGCGGAUCAAAGUUUGCCAUCCACUUCCCCUUCGCCGUCAAGCAUCUGAAGUACGUUUCGGAUGCUGCCAGCACGUCAUUCGUCAUUGCUUUGCUCGGGUUCUUUGAGUCCUCCGUGGCGGCGAAGAGUCUUGGUGGCGGAGGCCACAAGAGCGACGGUAUUCGGAAUGUCAGAAUGAGCGCAAACAGAGAGUUGUGGGCGCUGGGUGUCGCGAACUUGAUCGGCGGCAUGUUCAUGGCCUUGCCUGCCUUUGGAGGUUACGGGAGAAGCAAGGUCAACGCUUCGACUGGCGGCACGACUCCGAUGUCAAGCAUCUUCCUCAGUCUCAUCACCGUCAUUUGCAUCACGUUCCUCUUGCCAUACUUCUACUACAUUCCAAAAGGCGUCCUCUCCGCCAUGAUCUCCGUAGUCGCCUACUCCCUAAUCGAAGAAGCCCCGCACGACAUCCGCUUCUUCGCGCGCAUCCGGGGCUACUCCGAGCUCCUGCUAAUGUCCAUAAUCUUCCUGACAACCGUCUUCUGGAACCUCAAAAUCGGCAUCUCCGUCGGCAUCGGCCUGUCCGCCCUGCGCCUCAUCAAGCACGCCACCCGCCCGCGCAUCCAGAUCCUGGGCCGCGUGCUCGGCACCGAGGAUCGCUUUGAGAAUGUGGAACUGGACCCGGAGGGGCUAGAGUUUAUCGAGGGGUGCCUCAUUGUCAAGAUUCCGGAGCCGUUGACGUUUGCGAAUACGGGGGAGCUGAAGCAGAGGUUGAAGAGGCUUGAGGAACAUGGGACGGGGGCUGCGCAUCCGGCGCUGCCGCGUGUGCGGCAUGUUGAACAAAACAGGAACGUUGUUUUCGACGUGCAUGGCGUGACGAGCCUCGAUGGCGCGGGGGCGCAGGUUAUGGCGGAGAUUGUGAAACAGUAUCGGGAUCGGGAUGUGAGGGUCUUUUUCUGCAGGAUCAGUAAGGAGAAUAGGGAGGUUUGGCCGCUGUUUGCGAGGAGUGGGAUUGUCGAGAUGUGUGGGGGUGAGGAGUAUUUCUUGCCUGAUGUUAAGGAGGCGCUGAGACGGAUGGAGAGGGAGGCUGUGGGGAGGGAGUUGGGGUUGGGUGUUCUCGAGGGGGAGCAUGGGUGGAGAGGGGCUGCUGGGUGA